Molecule: messenger RNA, 1063 nt
Organism: Aspergillus uvarum CBS 121591
Lineage: Eukaryota; Fungi; Ascomycota; Eurotiomycetes; Eurotiales; Aspergillaceae
Product: SAP18 family protein
Exons: 3
Coding region: 248-1063 (271 amino acids)
Biological process (GO): negative regulation of DNA-templated transcription
Cellular component (GO): nucleus
Molecular function (GO): transcription corepressor activity; transcription factor binding
Source: RefSeq, a predicted model, not a curated record
CAUCCAUCCAUCCAUCCAUCCAUCCAUCCACUGCACUCACUCUCCAAGCUACAUACGUACCUCUCGAGCAACUACAACUACAACACAACCUCAAUCCACCGGUUCACCCUCUACACCCAGAAGACACACAACCCACCAAGUCAAACAACCGCUAUGACCACCAACUAAGAAACCAAACAAAACCAACCACACACCCUUACACAUUAAAUCAACCUAACCAAGAAACCACCAACCCAAACCGCCAAAAAUGUCCCGCCAAACCACAACCCCCUUCCACCUCAAACUCUUCUACCGCCAAUCCACCUACCACCCCCUAUCGGACUUCUCCCCGGCUCCCACCAGCUCCCACCCCGGCGACCGCACCCGCGGCAGUCUCCCCGCCCACCACCUCCAAAUCUACACCUGGCCGACCUGCUCCCUGCGCGAACUCGCCCACCUCCUGACCUCCACCCUGCCGCACCUCCUCCCGGAGGUGCCCAUCGGCACGCGGCUGAGCUUCCGGUUGAUCUACCCGGACACCAAAGGCGCGGCGAUGAAUCUGGGCGAACACGGGCGGGGCCGGUACCUCGCGAAGGAGAUGGGGAGUGUGGUGAUUGCGCCGCGGGGAGGAGGUGGGCAAGGCCCCCGGGCGAGGGCUGCCGCUGCUGUUGGCGCAUUCCGGAUGAGUGGUGCGGAUGCGGAGAAGACGUUGCAGGAUUUUCGGUUCGUGAUUGGUGAUUACGUCGAUUGCGCGAUUGUGCCCCCGCUGGAGGAUGGGUCGGUUGCGCCGCCGCCGCCGCCUGUUGGUUCGGGAGGAGGAGGCGGUGGUGGUGGAGGAGGAGGAGGAGGGGGUAUGAGGGCGUUUCCUUCGGGCAGGGAGGAGAGAUCGUAUUUUGGACGGAGUGGGGGGAGAGGGGGACGCGGGAUUCCGCCGGGUGAUUGGAGGCGCGGGGAGAGGUUGCCUGAGGGUGCUGGUGGUGCUGGUGGUGCUGGUGCUGGUGGCGGUGGUGGGUAUGGGAGACGGGACAAUGGGGGGAGGGAUCGGGAUAGGGACGGGGGGAGGAGAGGGUGGAUGCCUUAUUAG